AUGCCUCGAAGGCAAACUCAGUUGCGUGGUCCAAAGGAUCAGUCCUCGCAAAAGCAAGGCCCAAAGAGGGUCCCCAAGAGAAAGGCCGGAAAGGCUUUGAACGCCCUCUCUAUCGCCGAGCAGCAAUUUCCUACCAAGGUUAAGAUUCGACGUAACCGAUUAGGCGAACGCGAUGACCCUGCUGCUGCUGCUGCUGCUGCUGCUGCUGCUGCACGCAAGCGAAACCAUGGCCGUGAUGAAGGCGAUUCAGAUGGCCCCGAUUUCAAACGUCGCAGAACCGUUGAUGACUCCAGCGAAAAUGGCGGCAGCGAUAGCGAAGGUCAUGAGUGGAGGUUAGGAGAGGUUGGGAGUGACGAUGACAGUGACCUCGAUAGUGACGAAGCUAUGGGCGAAAGCGACGAGGAAAGAUUCGAAGGCUUUGCAUUCCGCGGAAGCUCUACUAUGAAGUCGAAACCAAAAACCUCUGACAAGGCAAAGCGGAGCCGCCAGAUCAACCUUGACGAGGAUGCUGACGAAUCAGAGGAUGAAAAUAUGGACGAAGAUGAUGAUGAUGAUGAUCUAGGAGAUGAUGCAGUGGAUCUUACUACUGCAUGGGAUAUGAAUAUGGCGGAGGAAGAAGAAGAAAACAAGAAGGCAUCCAAGUCCAAGAAACCCGCAGAAAACGAUGAUUCCGAGGAGUACGAUUCCGAAAGCGAAGACGAUGAAUCUGAAGAAGAGUCUGACGACGAUGCUGGGUUGUCAGAUGAAGAUGAUGCUGAUAACGAAUAUGGGCUAUCGAAAUUGCAAAAUUUCGUCAACUCCAUGAACACAGAGCCUACCAAUAAACCAGGACGGAAGUCAGGUGCCAAACAAGAGCACGGAAAGCCAACGGAGUAUGGAUUGACGUCUUCACGAAAAUUGACUCUCGCCGACCUCAUGCCCUCGAUUACAGACUCUCGCCUGAAAAACUCAUUGAAAAACAUUGAUUCCGCUCCUCAGAAAGCAACAUCAUCUGGUAUUCCCGGGAAGCUAGAUGCACCUCUGGCAAAACGCCAACAGGAUAAGCUGGAGCGAGCAGCAGCCUAUGAAAAGAGCAAGGAGACUAUGGAUCGUUGGCUCGAUACGGUCAAGGCCAACCGCAGAGCAGAACACCUCAUGUUCCCUCUUCCCGACCCCGAUGCCCAGCAAACGGAUAGAAUAGACACUGUUAAACCACAGAACGACCUCGAAAACGCCAUUCAGAACAUCCUUCAAGAAAGUGGACUUGUGGAGGAAAAUGGAAAAUCAGCCGAAGACCAGUUUCAAGAGUUUGAGGAAUUACAAGCGCGUAAACUGCCAAUUGAGGAAAUCCAGGCCCGUCGAGCAGAGCUGCGCAAACGCCGUGAUUUAAUGUUCCGGGAGGAGGUUCGCUCCAAGCGUAUCAAGAAGAUUAAGAGCAAGUCAUACCGUCGGGUUCAUCGGAAGGAACGAGAGAGGCUGGAGCAGCAAGAGAGGCAAGCUCUUCUCGAAGCAGGUGUGGACUUGGAUGAACAGGAGAAGGAAAAGAACGAGCGAAUGCGAGCAGAGGCUAGAAUGGGCUCGAAGCACCGAGAGAGCAAAUGGGCCAAGAGUCUCAAGCAGACGGGCCGUACAGCUUGGGAUGACGAAGCCCGACAUGGUGCGGCAGAACUUGCUCAGAAAGAGGAGGAGCUGCGCAAGAGAAUUGAAGGCAAACGCGUCUCUCAUGGAGACGAUGAUUACCUUGGCUCAUCUAGCUCAGAGUCCGAAGAUGAGGACCCAUGGCAAGAGGCCGACUCAGACUAUCAAAACCGCAAGCUCCGCCAAAAGCUCGACAAAGUUGAGGGCGGUGAUGAUGCCGCGCCAGAAUUGAAGGGACCUCACUCUAAGCUCCUUUCCAUGAAGUUCAUGCAGAACGCAGAAGCCUCGCGCAAAGCACAAAAUGACGCAGAGGUCAGACGACUCAACCGAGAUCUUCAUGGGGAGGAGUCACAAUCCGAGGCAGAGUCUGAAGUUGGUCGGCGGAAAUUUGGUCAGUCACAGGGCGUCAAGCCACAGAAGAAACCUCAAACUCAAACUCGAAAUGAGUUUGAAGAAGCACCCGGGUCUGAUGAUGAAGAAAUGGGAGCACCAGAUGCAGAACAGGAUGUCGACAUUGUGGUUGACCGGCCUGAGAAACAGAAGACUACACGCCCCGUGAACAACAAGUCUCAAUCUCUCUCUUCAAGCAAGCCCUUUGAGAAGCAAGAGUCUGCUGCCGAAGAGGAGAACCCAUGGCUGGUCCAGACAAACCGGAACAACCGUCGAGCGACUGCAGAUGAUUCACAGCCAACUGUCGACAUUUCCCUAACUGAUUCCAAGUCUAAUGACGUUGUGUCAAAUGAUGCUCCCAAGAGUCAGAAAGCCAAGAAGUCAGCCUCUAAGAAGCAAACCGUCCAACAUGACGAUGACAGCGAUGAUGAAAGCAAUGUGCCAGUGCUUCUCAAGAACCAUGAUCUUGUGAAGCGAGCCUUUGCUGGGGAUGAGGUCGUACAAGACUUCGAUCAAGAGAAGGAAGAAGCCAUUGAAGAGGAGGGUGAUCAAGUGAUUGAUAAUACCCUUCCUGGAUGGGGAAACUGGGCUGGCGAUGGAGUUAGCAAGAAGCAGCAGAAACGACAGAAGCGUUUUACCACUACUGUUGAGGGUGUGAAGCCCGAGAACCGCAAGGAUGCAAAACUCUCGCGGGUCAUCAUCAACGAGAAGCGUGUCAAGAAGAAUAACAAAUACUUGGCCACACAGCUUCCCCACCCCUUCGAGACCAAGCAGCAGUACGAAAGAUCGCUCCGUCUUCCAAUUGGCCCCGAAUGGUCUACCAAGGAGACACACCAAAGUUCAACCAAGCCUCGCGUUAUGGUCAAGCAGGGUGUCAUCAAGGCCAUGGAGAAGCCUAUGGUUUAA
Molecule: messenger RNA, 2913 nt
Organism: Aspergillus wentii DTO 134E9
Lineage: Eukaryota; Fungi; Ascomycota; Eurotiomycetes; Eurotiales; Aspergillaceae
Product: UTP14 family protein
Exons: 2
Coding region: 1-2913 (970 amino acids)
Biological process (GO): rRNA processing
Cellular component (GO): small-subunit processome; nucleolus
Source: RefSeq, a predicted model, not a curated record